AGGGAGACUGAAGCCAAGUUCGCAAUCGUGGACCCUGAGACAGUGGGAAAAAUGAAGCAAGCGAUUAAAAUAGCCAAUGUGGAAGUUCAACUGAUUAGCAUUGGCGCUGAGAAACUUCCAGGGACGAUUUACUACUCUGAGCUGCUUGAGGACGAUGGAUCAGCAUUCCCUGAGAACGUGAAAAUCAAUCCAGAAAAGGACAUUGCUGUUGUGAUCAACACGAGCGGCUCCACUGGAGAUCCCAAGGGAAUCGUGCACACUCAGAAAUCCAUAUUGGCUGCAAUCAUGGCCGAGUCCGAGGUUCUUGGAAUAGAAGAUUCUAUGAUGGAGCUCAUGAUGAACUAUGGCAUCGUUGUGUAG
Molecule: messenger RNA, 360 nt
Organism: Cloeon dipterum
Lineage: Eukaryota; Metazoa; Arthropoda; Insecta; Ephemeroptera; Baetidae
Product: 3-hydroxybenzoate--CoA/4-hydroxybenzoate--CoA ligase-like
Exons: 3
Coding region: 52-360 (102 amino acids)
Source: RefSeq, a predicted model, not a curated record